Seriola dumerili (greater amberjack) is the source of this 4220-nucleotide messenger RNA. Its product is annotated as dynamin-1-like. Gene Ontology annotation, cellular component: cytoplasm; membrane; microtubule. NCBI's taxonomy places the organism in Eukaryota, Metazoa, Chordata, Actinopteri, Carangiformes, Carangidae. The transcript is spliced from 24 exons. Bases 230 to 2737 code for a protein of 835 amino acids. Gene Ontology annotation, molecular function: GTPase activity; GTP binding; microtubule binding. The record is from RefSeq and is a predicted model, not a curated record.
GCGGGAGCUGAAGGUCACAGCUGGAGGACCGUCAUCACCGCGAUCACCGAUACUGAUAAUGAUUAUCGAUUGACUGGUCGGAUUCCUCAGCUGCACGAGGAGCAGUGGCCCGCCGUGAGACAGACGAUCAGCUGCUGCAUCCCCGUCUGUCUGUCUGUCUGUCUAUCUGCUGCCUGUCUGUCCGCCUCCAUCACCAGCCUCCACCUGUCUCUCCGCCCGUCGCUCCGCCAUGGGGAACCGGGGGAUGGAGGAGCUGAUCCCGCUGGUGAACCGGCUCCAGGACGCCUUCUCCUCCAUCGGCCAGAACGCCAGUCUCGACCUGCCGCAGAUCGCAGUGGUGGGCGGGCAGAGCGCCGGGAAGAGCUCGGUGCUGGAGAACUUCGUGGGCAAAGACUUCCUCCCUCGUGGUUCAGGUAUCGUCACCCGGCGCCCCCUGGUGCUGCAGCUCAUCACCUGUUCCACAGAGUACGCUGAGUUCCUGCACUGCAAAGGGAAGAAGUUCACAGACUUUGAUGAAGUUCGUCAGGAGAUCGAGGCCGAGACGGAUCGAGUGACUGGACACAACAAGGGGAUCAGUCCAGUCCCCAUCAACCUGAGAGUCUACUCCCCCAAUGUGUUGAACCUGACUCUGGUGGAUCUUCCUGGGAUGACUAAGGUCCCGGUGGGGGACCAGCCGGCCGACAUCGAGCACCAGAUCAGAGAAAUGUUGAUGCAGUUUGUCACCAAGGACAACUGCCUCCUAUUGGCUGUUUCUCCCGCCAACUCUGACCUCGCCAACUCUGAUGCUCUGAAGAUCGCCAAGGAAGUUGACCCGCAAGGUCUGAGGACCAUCGGUGUGAUCACCAAACUGGAUCUGAUGGAUGAAGGAACUGAUGCCAGGGACAUCCUGGAGAACAAGCUGCUGCCGCUCCGCAGAGGUUACAUCGGGGUGGUGAAUCGCAGUCAGAAGGACAUCGACGGGAAGAAGGACAUCAAUGCAGCACUGCAGGCCGAGAGGAAGUUCUUCCUGUCUCACCCGGCAUACCGACACCUGGCCGACCGCAUGGGAACCGCCUUCCUGCAGAAAAUCCUCAACCAGCAACUUACCAACCACAUCCGGGACACGUUGCCAGGGUUACGCAGCAAAUUGCAGAGCCAACUGCUGUCCAUUGAGAAGGAGGUGGAGGAGUACAAGAACUUCAGACCUGACGACCCAAGCCGCAAGACCAAGGCUCUGCUGCAGAUGGUGCAGCAGUUUGCAGUGGACUUUGAGAAGCGGAUCGAAGGAUCUGGAGAUCAGGUCGACACCUACGAGCUGUCGGGAGGAGCCAAGAUCAACCGGAUCUUCCACGAACGCUUCCCAUUCGAUCUGGUCAAGUUGGAGGGUGAUGAGAAGACCCUUCGUAAAGAGAUCAGCUACGCCAUCAAGAACAUCCAUGGAAUCAGGACGGGUCUGUUUACACCUGACAUGGCGUUUGAGACGAUCGUGAAGCGUCAGAUCGCUCAGAUCAAAGAGCCGUGUCAGAAAUGUGUCGACAUGGUGAUCAGUGAGCUGGUGAACACCGUCAGGCAGUGUACACAAAAGUUGGCUCAAUAUCCGAUGCUCAGAGAGGAGAUGGAGAGAAUUGUCACUCAGCACAUCAGAGACCGAGAGAGUCGCACCAAAAACCAGGUGAUGCUGUUGAUUGACAUUGAGCUGGCCUACAUGAACACUAACCAUGAAGACUUCAUCGGCUUCGCAAACGCUCAGCAGAAGAGCAGUCAGAUGCACAAGAAGAAAGCAGCAGGAAACCAGGACGAGAUCAUGGUGAUCCGUAAAGGUUGGCUCACCAUCAACAACAUCGGCAUCAUGAAGGGCGGAGCUAAAGAGUACUGGUUUGUCCUGACUGCAGAGACGCUGUCCUGGUACAAAGAUGACGAGGAGAAGGAGAAGAAGUACAUGCUUCCUGUGGACAACCUGAAACUGAAAGACAUUGAGAAAAGCUUCAUGUCCAGCAAACACAUCUUCGCUCUGUUCAACACUGAGCACAGGAAUGUGUAUAAGGACUACCGUCAGCUGGAGCUGGCCAGUGAGUCUCAGGAGGAGGUGGACAGCUGGAAGGCUUCUUUCCUACGAGCCGGAGUGUACCCUGAACGCAGCGUGGACAAAGAGAAGGUGGAGGUGGAGGAGUCGAGCGGCGAUGGGCAGAUCCACAGUCUGGACCCACAGCUGGAGCGACAGGUGGAGAUCGUCAGGAACCUGGUGGAUUCCUACUUGUCCAUCAUCCACCGCACCGUCAGAGACCUGAUCCCCAAGACCAUCAUGCACCUGAUGGUCAACAACACGAAGGAGUUCAUCCAUGCCGACCUCCUCGCUCAGCUCUACUCCUGUGGAGACCAGAACUCCCUGAUGGAGGAGUCCCAGGAACAGGCUCAGCACCGUGAUGAGAUGUUGAGGAUGUACCACGCUCUGCGCGAAGGCCUCAACAUCAUCGGUGACAUCAGCACCUCCACCAUCACGACAGCGAUGCCUCCACCUGUCGACGACUCCUGGCUGCAGGUGACGGGGAUGCCGUCGGGACGCAGGUCUCCCAUGUCCAGUCCGACCCCCCAGCGUCGGGCCCCUCCUGGACCCCCUCGUCCAGGCGGUCGUGCAGCCCCAGGGCCCCCCUCUCGUCCCGCAGUGUCACCUGACCCUGGACCCCCUCCCUCUGUCCCCUCCCGGCCCAACAGAGCACCCCCACCUGGAGUCCCCAGAAUCUCUAUCAGUGACCAGUGAGGAGUUCACCAAUGUCGUCCCAGUAAAGGUAGCCCCGCCCACGGAGAGAGCCCCCAGUCUUCUAUUGAGGGUUAACCUGGUCCAGUGUUUGGGUCUCUACUGAUGAUGCUGUGUUACUCUGAACCUUACUAGGAAUAAUGAUAUUGAUUAUCAGUAUAUUAUCAAUAUAUAGCAACUGAUCAGCAAAGUACUACUGCAAUAUGAGUGUGUUAAUAUGUCGUCCAGCUGUCUGUCUGCUGUCAGGAGGGUGAGACAGGUCAGCUGCCUGUCUGUCUGUGACAGUCAUGUGACCAUAAGCUGACAUCAGGUUUAUAAAGUACUGUAGAGAUGUCUCACUCCCCUCUGAAUGUUCAGACCUGCAAAGACAACUAGCCUGUUAGCUAGCCUGUUAGCUAACUGCAUCAUCACAUGGAGUUUAUUUUUCUUUACAGUGUAAAGUUUAUAUAUUGUUUGAACUUAUGUAUUUAUUGAUCUAUUUAUUGAUUUAUUGAUCAUCUGUGAGCCUUUUAUUGAUGUUUCAGAAAAUACUGAAUCCAGUUCCAAGAUUCUACUCUGUUCUACUCUCAAGUAUUAGGUUCUAAUGUUGUCUGUUCUGUUGUUAGAUUCUACUGAACUACUAUCUGAAUGAACCAUUUCCACCUGGUUCUAACUGGUUCCAGCUGGUUUUCAAACCAAUGGACAGAAUUAGCAUCAAGCUACCAAAAACAACAAAUAUUCACCAGCUUCACUUUUUACUUUUUGUCAUUUCCUAACAAAUUUUUUGUGUGUUUCCUGAGAAGAAUCAUAAUAUAAAUAAAAUAUAAAUAUAAAUAUAACAUUAAUUAGGGUUUAAUGAAGUAAACAAACCUGUAGCUGGUGAUCUCCAGUGUUGUGAACGUUAAUGAAGAUCAACUUUAUUUUAUAAUUCUGGUGUAAAAACAUUUGUAGCAAUAGAAGUGUCUCAUAUCCAGUGUGUUAUUGAUCCAGACCUCAGGUGUGAUGAGGUGUGAUCAGGAGUUUACCUGCUGACUGAACCACAGACUAUAUGACUCUCUACCUACUGAUGUGUGUAUCUCACCUGUGUGUAGUUCCUGUCGUGGUGUCUCUGUAGAGUUAGUGGAGCUUCGAGCUGCGUUCAACACGUCAGGUGUUAGCGUGUGUUUGUGGCUGUGACGUGUCCUCAUGUUCAGAUUAUCGUCAGCAUGGUCGUUCAGCUGUUUAAAGGUGUUGUGUGAUUUUGAACGUCGUGGCUGUUGAACGCAGCUCGGCCUCACGAUCCUGUGAUGUGGAUAGUUCACUCUGUAUGGUAUUAAUAUAAAUGUACUGUUUACACACUAUAUGAAAUGAUGAUGUACCAUGUUAAUGUGAGAACAUAUAUAUAGAUCUCUGAAUCUGAAAUAUGCAGCGGCCCACACUGUAGUGUGUGUGUGUGUGUGUGUGUGUGUCUGUGUGUGUUUGUGUGUGUGUAUCUUAGUGUCAUGUGAUCAGGGCCAACAGGAAUAAA